AUGAUAUAAAGUGAGAACUGAAAUCUCCAAACAGAAGAGGAAAGAGGAAACCAUGAAAUAGAAAAGGUCAUGAGAAGAGAAAAGGAAGAGAAAAUGAUACAGUAUGAGAGAAGUCAAGAGGUUCACAAAGCAAUCACCUCUCUCUCUGGAACUUCCCACCCUGUAGCUAUUAACAGGAGUGUCAUACUGAUGUGUGACCCAACAGAGGCCCUUGUGGAGAAAAGAAUUGCAGGAGAAAAGGUCUUUUCUCCUUUGCUGCAGGAGAAGAUGAGAAAGAAUCCUUCCUGAGGAGUUUCAGCUCCUUGUUUCUGCUGACCCCAAUUUCCUGUGCUCAGAGAUAAACUUGCUAUUGCCCUUGUGCCAGAAGCAAUGUCAAAGAUGGAAAGACGUCUGGUCUCUGCAGUCCUCCCUCUCUUACUGCUGGACUUGAUGGAUUGUGAUCUCAAGAGCCAGGCAUGGACUGUCCCUGACUGUACCAUAGCAGAUAGCUCCCUAUUGUCAAAUCUCUCCUUCUACAUCCCAUUUUGUCCCUUGGCCCCAGGGCUGCAUACUUUUGCAUCAUGCUCCAAUGUUACAGACCUGACACAGACCCUGAGAGCAGUGCCCCAGGAUAUACAGGCACUUUGCCUCCAGGGCAUGGUUCCUGUCCUGCCAGCUAAUGCAUUUGGUCACUUCUCCUUCCUACAGCUUUUGAGGCUACAGCUGGGCACCCUCAAGAUUACAUCUGAGGCCUUUCAAGGAUUGAAUCGGCUGCAGUACCUUUCCUUUGAGCAUCAUGCUCCCUGUUGCUUGAGUCUAUUUCUCCCUCCAGAUGCCCUGGUGCCUCUCACAUUCCUCAGUAGUCUUUCCUUUCAAGGCUACUGCCUGAAUUAUAGCCAGAACAUCCAGUUGCCAAUCAGCCUUAGGCAUCUAACCCUGGGGCACAGCUGUUUGAUGGAGCUGCAGGAGCUACAAGUGCUCUUCUCAAACCUUGUGCUUAGUUUUUCUCCUACAGCCAGCCCCAGAUCAUGGUCUUCCUUCCUAGAGGUGUUGGAUUUGUCUUACAACCUGAAGCUGAACCAGGCAGGUGUCAGAGCCUUGAAUGGCCUCCAGCUCCAUUCCCUGAGAUUGGAUGGCACCCCAUUAAAUGCAUUAGGUCUUUUAGGCUCAGGACUGCUCCAUCUGGACUUUCUGUCCCUUGUGGGUACAGGUAUGGAAAAACUGCCUGGGAAUGUGUCAGGCUAUUUUGAGCUUCGAGCACUUGACCUUGGGAGAAAUCGAAUCCAAAACAUAGAGGAUGGAGAUCUCUCAAGCUGCCGUUCCUUAGAACAUCUCAGCCUUUACAGCAAUGGCCUGAAAUUGCUUCCCAUAAAGUUUCUAAAUGCCCUGCCCCAGCUUCAAAGUCUCAACCUAUCCAUGAAGAAGCUGGGUCCAACCUUGGUGCUCCCAGAUGGGCUGGUUAGCACAAACUUGAGAGUGCUAGAUCUGUCCAACAAUGAGUUAUGUGUUCUGCCCUAUGGAGCCUUCUCCUUUAUUCCUCAACUCGAGGAGCUGUGGCUGAGUGGCAACAACAUCUCCAACUUAUCCAGUGAGAGCCUGGAGGGACUAAAGCAGCUGAAGACACUAGACCUGAGCUGGAACAAAAUUAAGGUGCUAAAACCAGGCUGGCUCUCCUUUCUCCCUGCUCUCACCUCACUGAACCUGCUGGGCACCUAUUUAAGUCAUAUCCCAGGCAAGGAGCUCCAGGGUCCCCAGAGGCUGAGCCAUCUGCAGCUGGGUUCACUUCAGAUGCUGGACCUCUAUCCUCCCUGGCCUCCAGCUCUGCUCAGCUUAGAGAUAUGGGCAGAAACAGGUAUCUGGUUUAAUAACUUCAAUGAAGAGCCCUUCUUGUUCCUGGAGAAGCUGAUCUUACAAACUUCCAACGUGGUACUGUCUCCAUACAACACCUCAGUUCAUUUUCCUUCCCUGCGUCAUCUCACUCUUCGAGGCGUAAGUUUCUUUGGUUUCUCAGGUCAACGGUCUCAGAGAUCCUUCCCUCAGUUUCCUGUCCUGGAGCACCUGCACUUCUGGUCUGAUUAUGGGAGUACAGAAAACCUGGAACUAUCUGGGAUGCCCAAGCUUCGAGUGCUCGAGCUCGGAGAUCUGAAUUUCCACUAUGAGUCAAGGUCAACGAAGCUGGAGCUGGUACUGCAGGAAGUGACUCAGUUACAGGUGCUGGCAUUGAGCCACCUGAAUCUUGGGAACCUCUCCAUGUCUAGUUUCAAGGACUUGGACCACCUGCAGCUACUGCUGUUCAACUCUGAAUGGAUGCUGGGGUUAGACAGCAGCCUUCAGGAGUUAAUCCCCCAGAUGCCUCAAUAUGUUUAUUUCUCAGAUGUCACCUUCACCUGCCAGUGUGAAAGCUCCUGGGUGGGGCCUUGGGCAACACAGGCCCCCAACACCUUUGUGUAUGGGCUGGAGAAAUCCAUCUGCAUGGCCAAUGCUUCUGACUACUCCAAGACUCCACUGCUCUCCUUCCUUUCUCAUCAGUGUGCACAUGAUCUUGAGUUUCAGGGCUUUCUUGCCAGCUUGACUAUGGUGCUUCUGUUCACUAUCCUUGUACUCCUUGGCUGCCCCAAAUGGUCCUGGCUUCACCACCUCCGGACUCUUUUUCAUGUGUGGUGGUGGAAACUAUGUGGGCGUGGCCCCAGAAGCCAAUUCCACUAUGAUGUCUUUAUAUCCUACUGUGAGCAGGACCAAGACUGGGUGCUGGAAGAACUGGUUCCUACACUGGAGAAGUCUCCUCCAGCAGGUGAGGGCUUGAGGCUGUGCCUGCCAGAGAGGGACUUUGGGGUUGGGCAGGACAGGAUGGAUGCCCUGGUUGCCAGCAUGGAGAACUGCAGGGCCAUCCUCUGUGUACUCAGCAACAAAGCCCUGGGGAGUCCCCGGUGCCAUCUGGAGUUAAGGCUUGCCACCUAUCACUUGGUGGCCAGACCUGGAACAGCUUGCCUCCUGCUGCUGUUUCUGGAGCCUAUUGAUCCGCGGAAGCUCUGCGGCUAUCACCGACUCACCAGGUGGCUUCAAAAAGAGGACUAUUUUGAUUUGCCUCAAGGGAGAGUGGAGUGGGAUGUUUUCUGUGAGCAACUUCGGAAAAGGCUAAGGAAAGCUGGACAAGAAAGAGAUGAUUAAGGGUUUGAGAGAUCUAACCAUACAGGAAUAUCUUAGCAGUGACCUGGAUGCCAUCAUGUGGUCUGAGGGCAGGCUUGACCAGGGGGUCUGAGGUGAUACUUACUUCAAAUCUAUUAAAAUGAUACAAAUGAAGAUAGCAAUUUCUAGUGAGAAAACAUUUUAAAGUACUAGAAAUAAGAUAUUCAUUCAUAGGACAGUUAUGAUACCGGCUAGGCCUUUCACAGCACAAAAUAUCCCUCAAAAAGCAAAUACACAAAAAAUUGAUUUUAGAAUCUCAUGUGUGUUUUUCAAAAUAAAUUCAUUCUGCCUCUGUUAAAAGCAAGAUGUUCACUCAUUUGUUAAAAAGCUAUACUAUUCCAGAGGAAUGGGACAAGAAUCUAUGGGUAUCUGUCAGUGUUCUGAAGCUAAAUUGAAAUCAUGCAUGUGACUUACCAAAGGUCCAACAAAUUCAGUUCUCCUAAUUCCUGAGGUUCUCCCAAUGACAGGAUUUUAUGAAUGAUGGUUUUUACCCCAUAGUACACAUGAGGAAUCUAAAUAAAUGAAGUUAAGUGGCUUUCUGUUCUAUUACAGUUCCUGUAUCAAAAAGUUUGGAUCUAGUGUUGCUCUAAGUCACAAUCCAGUACUCUGCUCUCCACUAUUUCCACUUACUUCUAACCAAUGACAUCUGACCUUGCCACCAAGUUAAAAUAGGCAAAAAUGGGGUAAACCUGGUCAAAAUAACACACAUAUCUAUUUAUAUGAAUUUUUUCUCAUAUUCUCAGAAACUGCAUAAAAUAAGUGCCCUGAAACAGAAGGAUAAAGUACAAUGAUGAAAGAUGGAAUAUCCUGCAUUCAUUAAGAAUCAUGCUCCAAGGAUAUUUAGUGCUAUGGGAAGAGAACCAAAAUAUAAUAUCAAAUAAAAAACAUUGGCAAAUCGUGUGUGCUAUAAUUCCAAAUAUGAAAAUAAUUGCUUCUGUAUUUAAUGUAUGAAAUAUGAAGACAGAAAGAGACUAGAAAUGUAAAAUUUUAAAAAUGGCCCUGGUAAAAGCCCUAUGAAUAAUUUAAACUUCUAAUCCUUUUCUGCUCUCCAUUUUUUUUUCUGAA
Molecule: messenger RNA, 4230 nt
Organism: Marmota monax (woodchuck)
Lineage: Eukaryota; Metazoa; Chordata; Mammalia; Rodentia; Sciuridae
Product: toll-like receptor 11
Exons: 2
Coding region: 370-3147 (925 amino acids)
Biological process (GO): toll-like receptor signaling pathway; inflammatory response; immune response
Cellular component (GO): membrane
Molecular function (GO): transmembrane signaling receptor activity; protein binding
Source: RefSeq, a predicted model, not a curated record